AUGUCUUGCUACAGCAAUUCUUACCAAUUGCAUGAUUUCCUUUCUAUGAAAAGAGACCCUUCCAUUCCUUUUGGAUUUGAGGCGCAUUGGCCAUUUCCCAAAAGUUUCGAAGAAAUUUGUUCCCUCGAGAAAAACUCUCUAUCAGCGCUUUCUGGGGGUGCUUCUAAAUUAGAUGUUUGUGAUUCUUCCGAAAUUUUUGACGAGGAAUUGGCUGCAAAUUAUUUCCAGGACCAGGACGGAAACUUUGCCCUUUUUCCUGAAGAAGUUGAGGACGAGGAGAUGGAAGGAGGCAGCUUGAUUGGGUACGACGUAGCAGUGAGUUCAGACGAUGAUGUAGCUGAUAGCGAAGAUGAAGAUGAAGACAAAAAUACUAGCCUAGAUCAAACUUAUGAUCUUGGAAGUUCGAUGGAUGUUCAGAGUAAUCCAAAUGAAGAUAAAGUUCUCGGUAACCAGAAUGAGAAGCAGAGGGAGCUGAUCGAUCAGCAGCCUGAAUUCCAAAAACCACACGAAUCUGAUUUUGAUCCCCAGAAUUUUCUAAACGUUACUGGAACUGCUGAGCCAGCUGGUAUUCAAAAUUCCAAUUUCGAUACCGAAGUUCAGACUCAGCUCGAAUCCCACUCCGAGACUCCAUUUGAAGAUGAUUCUUUGGAGGUAUUCGUCACCGUUAUGAAAAGUAUGGACCCACGAAUGUGCACUGAUGAAGAAUUAGAGGAGUUCUGCAUGGACUACAAUAACGGCAGUAUUCCGUUGUCUCCAAUACCUGAAGACUUAACAGAAGACAGUCAUAAUGAGCAGUUCACCAUUUUCGAAGAUAAUCCCAAUUCAUGGCUAGUGCUUCCAAAUGGAGAAAGUGCGGAAGGUAUUUCCCCAAAAUCCGUCAUGAAGGAACACUAUGUCGAUUCUACGUUGAACCCAGAUCUUAAAACUCUUUCAGACUUGAACAGAGCGGUCAGAAAGAAUAGCUCUUUACGUCAUGAGUGCUAUAAUAGCCAUAACCUCAGCCUUUUUGUCGAAGAGAGCGAAGACGAAGCAGCACAAGCUUCAGAUAAAAAUCAGCCAAGCAUUCUCAAGCACGACCCUGGUCUAGAACAGAUUGUAGAUAAUCAUGAUCCGAAGGUUAUGUUUCAGAAUGCUAAAGAGCCGGUUACUUUUUCCAGCGGUCAGAAUACAUUUCUCACAAUUAGUCGUUCUGGUUCUCCCAAGAUCAUCCAUAAGCCCAGCCAAACUUUUCCCGCAGUCCCCACAGGAGAGGCUGCUGGUGCACAGGAGUUCGCCAUCGAGCCUGUCUUUGAUGAGGCAAAUAUCUGCCCUCAUGACCCUUAUUGCCGGCUUUCUAGGGAUCAUACAGGUGCUCAUUCCUAUUCUGAAACCUCUCUUGUCGCUGCAGACACCAAGGGGAAAGAUCUUCAGUUCAUCUCGCAGUUUGACUCCACGGGGAAAAAACCUUACCCUUACGUCAAGAUGAGCGAUCUUAGAAUACCAAACAAUGUCACUAUUGUUGACUUUGAAAAUUCAGAUGAAAGCUUCUGGAAGUACGAAAGAGGCGAAAUGGGAUAUCUUGCUGCAACGGCUUACAGUCCAAGGGUUUUUCGUUGUCUGAGGAAGGCCUAUGACGAAAAAUUAGCUGCUGGCGGUACCAAAAGUCUCCAAGUCAGAAUUAGAAGGCAAGGGCUCUGUCCAUAUUGCCAGCCUUCAGAGGCAGACUGGGAUGACGACCUAAAUGGUCUAUUCCAUGACAUGAACAAUUCAGACUAUCUUCACCACAUAACCAAGCAGCACGGGAUAUUCACUACUGGAGACUUGAUGAAAAGUCCAGCUGAUUUUGGCUGGGGCAAAGAAGUCAAGUUUAACAGAAGAUGCGAAGCUAAGAUCUCGUUCACCGACUGUGUCGUCUGUCCUUAUGCCAAUUGCGGGCAAUGCAUUAAGGUUCAGCCGUACCGACCUAGUGAGCCUAAUGCCAAUAGAUUGCUUGGUUACAUGAGACAUUGCCUAGAGUACCAUAAUCUCAAGAAGAACAAAGGAAAAAAAGAUUCCUGA
Kuraishia capsulata CBS 1993 is the source of this 2037-nucleotide messenger RNA. RefSeq lists its product as uncharacterized. The record is from RefSeq and is a predicted model, not a curated record. The transcript has a single exon. The coding region runs from base 1 to 2037 and encodes 678 amino acids. Lineage: Eukaryota; Fungi; Ascomycota; Pichiomycetes; Pichiales; Pichiaceae.